This is a messenger RNA of Cydia fagiglandana, 479 nucleotides long. RefSeq lists its product as uncharacterized. The coding region runs from base 30 to 479 and encodes 149 amino acids. The record is from RefSeq and is a predicted model, not a curated record. Lineage: Eukaryota; Metazoa; Arthropoda; Insecta; Lepidoptera; Tortricidae. The transcript has 2 exons.
UGGACUCCCGGCUGGACGACUCAGUGUCCAUGCUGGACACCAUCUCGUCACUAGAGAAGGAAGCCUCGUUCGACAUGCUCAGCGACCUUGAGCCACAAGAGCCUAACGCCGAAGACGCUCUAGGUGAGUCCACUCUUCUAACCAGCCAGCUGGACUCCCGGCUGGACGACUCAGUGUCCAUGCUGGACACAAUCUCGACACUAGAGAAGGAAGCCUCGUUCGACAUGCUCAGCGACCUUGAGCCACAAGAGCCUAACGCCGAAGACGCUCUAGAGAGCAACGCGACGUCAGCCUCGCUAGCGGCCUCGCUGCUGCCGCUGCACGCCGGCCUGCAGCGCACGCUGGGCCGGCUGCUGGGCGCGCUGCCCGCGCUGGAGGCGGCGCGGCGCGAGCUGCGGCGCGAGCUGCCCGCGCUGCGCGACGCCAACGACGCGCUCAGGCACGCCGCGCCACGUCAGUAUAUACAUUAUUUAAGUUAA